Molecule: messenger RNA, 1361 nt
Organism: Zingiber officinale
Lineage: Eukaryota; Viridiplantae; Streptophyta; Magnoliopsida; Zingiberales; Zingiberaceae
Product: protein MIZU-KUSSEI 1-like
Exons: 1
Coding region: 269-1078 (269 amino acids)
Biological process (GO): hydrotropism
Source: RefSeq, a predicted model, not a curated record
AUUCACGGUCGGCCCAAUUUUAAAGGCGAUAGACAAAAGGACUAGAGAGAAACAGAGAGACAAUAAAUGAGCCCUGCCCAUCGCCUAAAAGCAUGCACAUUCACUGAUUCCAUGUUCUCUUUACUCUUCUCAGCACAAGCAUCUCCCUCCCUCGUUGCCCUUGAUCAACAAUUAUUUAUUUCCAUUGCUUCGAGAAAAGUAACCAGCCACACUCCAAAACGCCUCUUAAUUCGCUUCUUCCUCUGAUUUCGCUGCCAGCCAGCCACAGAUGCGGACCAUCAUGGCGAAAAGCCUCCACGAGUCCUCCUUCUCCUUCUCCAAGAGACACUUCAGCCACUGGAUGGCCGGCAGGGGAUCCGAGGACAGGAAGAAGAAAGAGGAAGGCAAGGUGGCCGCCGAGGAGAUAUUUACGCUCUCCAGUGCUUGCGACGACGACGUGGACGACAUUGCGCCGCCCGUCAAAGCGGAGGCGCGCAACAAGAGAUCGUCGUCUUCUACAGUGGCGGCCGUCGCCGUGCGGGUCUCGAGGUUCCGCGCGGCGCUGGCCGCGGCGGUCGCCGGCAGGCACAGGCCAGUGGGCUUCGGUCCCCGCGUGACGGGCACCCUCUUCGGGCGCCGCCGCGGCCACGUCCACCUCGCGUUCCAGGCCGACCCGCGCGCGUGCCCCGCGGUGCUGAUCGAGCUCGCGACGCCCACAAGCGCGCUGGUGAGGGAGAUGGCGUCGGGGCUGGUACGCAUCUCCCUCGAGUGCGACCGCCGGGGCUCCGCCGGAAAGAAGCUAGCGGAGGAGCCGCUGUGGCGUGCCUACUGCAACGGGAAGAAGUGCGGGUACGCGGUGCGGCGGGAGUGCGGACCGGCCGACUGGCGGAUCCUCCGCGCGGUGGAGCCGGUGUCGACGGGCGCCGGCGUGCUUCCUGCAGGAGCCGGCGCCGGCGCCGGCGAUGCAGGGGAGACGAUGUACCUGAGGGCGCGAUUCGAGCGCGUAGUGGGGUCCAGGGACUCCGAAGCCUUCUACAUGAUGAAUCCGGACGUCAACAAUGGCGGACCGGAACUGAGCAUCUACUUGCUCAGAGUCUGAAACUUUGUCCUGUCCACUGCCGCUCAUCAAUCAAGUUGCUGUUUAUCAAUCUAUAAUCUUCUUUUUUUCCUCGUAAUCUCGUUAUUACUCUCAUCUUUCACUAGAUUUUUGUAAUUAAGUUGUUUAAGGAGUCUUCGAUGGGAAAUUGGGUUGUAUUGUUGUUGAUCUUUCUUUUCCUUGCAUGUAUAAGAGCCUCAAACUUGAAUUUCUCAUACUUUUUGAGAAAUAUUUCUCAUUUGGAUUAGAGUGAUGCUCCAAUGAAUGUGAUUUUGUGUGAGAAAAA